Messenger RNA from Fusarium keratoplasticum, 1698 nucleotides. Its product is annotated as T-complex protein 1 subunit alpha. Gene Ontology annotation, biological process: protein folding. Lineage: Eukaryota; Fungi; Ascomycota; Sordariomycetes; Hypocreales; Nectriaceae. The coding region runs from base 1 to 1698 and encodes 565 amino acids. Gene Ontology annotation, molecular function: ATP hydrolysis activity; ATP binding; ATP-dependent protein folding chaperone. The transcript has 3 exons. Gene Ontology annotation, cellular component: chaperonin-containing T-complex. The record is from RefSeq and is a predicted model, not a curated record.
AUGGCUUCCAUGUUCGAGCAGCCCCGAAACGGCACCCUUUUCCUGGGUGGCCAGAAGAUCUCUGGUUCUGAUAUUAGAGACCAAAACGUUCUUGCUACCCAGGCGAUCGCAAAUGUUGUCAAGAGUUCCUUCGGCCCCAGCGGCCUCGACAAGAUGAUGGUGGACGAUAUUGGCGAUGUUACUGUCACCAACGAUGGUGCCACGAUUCUCAGCCUUCUCGACGUCGAGCACCCCGCCGGCAAGAUCCUCGUCGACCUUGCGCAACAACAAGACAAGGAGGUCGGUGACGGCACCACCUCUGUUGUCCUGAUCGCCGCCGAGCUUCUGCGACGAGGAAACGAGCUCAUGAAGAACCGAAUACACCCUACCACCAUUAUUACCGGUUACCGACUUGCCCUGCGAGAAGCUGUCAAGUACCUCAACGAGAACAUCAGCACCAAGGUCGAUGACCUCGGUCGGGAAUCGCUCAUCAACAUCGCCAAGACCUCCAUGUCCAGCAAGAUUAUUGGUGCCGACUCCGACUUCUUUGCCGACAUGGUUGUCGAUGCUAUGCAGGCUGUCAAGUCUACCAACAACCGAAAUGAGGUCAAAUACCCCGUCAAGGCCGUCAACAUCCUCAAGGCCCACGGCAAGAGCACUCUGGAGUCGGUCCUGGUUAAGGGUUACGCCCUGAACUGCACCGUUGCUUCACAAGCGAUGCCUACACGGAUUCAGGAUGCCAAGAUUGCUGUUUUGGAUAUGAACCUGCAAAAGGAGCGCAUGAAGCUCGGCGUUCAGAUCACCGUGGACGACCCCCAACAGCUGGAGCAGAUCCGAGCUCGUGAGUCGGGCAUGAUUCUUGAGAGGGUAGAGAUGAUCCUGAAGGCGGGCGCCAACGUUAUCCUGACCACCAAGGGUAUUGACGACCUCGUGCUGAAGACAUUUGUUGAGAAGGGUGCUAUGGGUGUGCGAAGAUGCAAGAAGGAGGAUCUCCGACGAAUUGCACGAGCGACCGGCGCCACUCUCCUCAGCACACUCUCUGACCUGAAUGGCGACGAGAAGUUCGAUCCUUCAUACUUGGGUUAUGCCGAGGAGGUUGUCCAGGAGCGCAUCUCGGACGACGAGUGCAUCCUGAUCAAGGGUACCAAGGCUCACUCUUCUGCCUCGUGCAUUCUCCGUGGCCCCAACGACUUCACCCUCGACGAGAUGGAGCGCUCUGUUCACGACUCUCUGUGCGCUGUGAAGCGAACCCUUGAGAGUGGAAGCAUCGUCCCUGGCGGUGGUGCUGUUGAGACUGCCCUCCACAUCUACCUUGAGGAGUUUGCCGGCACCGUCGGCUCUCGGGAACAGCUCGCCAUCGGUGAGUUUGCGCAGUCCCUCCUCGUCAUCCCCAAGACCUUGGCCGUCAACGCCGCCAAGGACGCCGCCGAGCUCGUGGCCCAGCUGCGAUCAAGGCACGCCCUGUCGCAGCGCAUCCAGGAGGGCGACGGAAGCGAGGACGAGAAGACGAUUGCGCGCAAGAAGGGCUACAAGAACUACGGCCUGGACCUCGCGCGCGGCAAGGUCGUGGACGAGAUCAAGAUUGGCGUACUGGAGCCCAGCAUCAGCAAGAUCCGGCAGCUCAAGAGUGCCGUCGAGGCCUGCAUCAGCAUCAUGCGCAUUGAUACCCUGAUCAAGUUGGAUCCUGAGCAGCCGGCGGAUGACGGACAUGGCCAUUAG